UGCCCCCGGACUCCUACAGAGCCAGAUGCCACACUUGGGAGGGGGCUGCAGAUGGUGCUUCUUCGCCCAGCCUGCAAGGGACACGAUGACACAGACCAGAUAAAAUGGCUUCCAGACAAAGGCCUGCAAUGACUGAAGGUGAUGUUCAUGCCUUCAGAGAGCACCUGGGUAAUUUUACCCCCGGGGAGCUGAUGAGGCUGAGCGAGCACUUCCGCCCCGACUUGGUGUACGUCAUCGAAAACGACAUCCUCACUGUGCUGCAGGAACUCACCGCCAGGCGCGUCCUCACCGCACAGCAGGCCCAGGAUUACAGUGACUGGGAGAAGAACCAUGAUUCAACCAGUGCCGCAGAGAAGCUAGUGGGUGACAUUUUGACCAAGAGCCAAGCCACGGGGCUGGGGCUGUGGACGGGUCUAUUUGCUCUACAGAGCCGGUGGGCCCACCCCAACCUCCAUGGGAUGCUGGAUGAAAUCAUUCACAAUGGUCACGAUCUGAUACAGGAAAUUCUCCUGAACAAAUCAGGACACGCCCUGGACCCAGAACUGAAAGCUUAUCAAGUAGAGCACAAGGCCAAACUCCGUGAUCUCACAGGGUCGAUGAAGGAAAACAAGACCCCAGGGCAAUCUGAGGGGGAGAUUUUCCCCAUUGCUAGCCGCUAUGUGGAGCUGAAGGUGGUCUCAGACCGUCAUUUCAUGAAGCAGACUCACCAGGAGCAUGAGGCCCUGGCCGCGGCGGGGGAGCUGAAUGAAUAUCGCCUCCAGAGGAGAGUGAAGAGAGAGCUGGAACGUAUCACCCCUGACCGGCUCUUCCGCUGGUGCACUCGCUCCCGCCGGGUCCCCCUGUCUGUGAUGGUGAGCGGAGUAGCUGGCGUGGGCAAGACGACUCUGGUGCAGAAAUUCAUCUUUGACUGGGCAGUGGGGGAGCACUACCAGAAAUUUGCCUUCGUUUUCAUCUUCAAGUUCCGGGACCUGAACACUGUUGGUGAGAAGAGGAGUCUGGAGUCUCUGAUCUGUCAGACAUAUCCGCUCCUCAGGGACAAGCUCCCAACAGUCCUGGAAGACCCUGAGAAGCUGCUUUUCAUCUUUGAUGGCUUGGAUGAGAGCCGGACUGAUUUGCCACUGAGGAAAGAAGAAGCCCAAAAGCUGUGUCUGAAACCUGGGGAUGUGAAGCCCAUUUCUGUGAUUGUUGCCAGCCUGGUGAAACAGACACUGCUGAAGGGCUGUUCUGUGCUGCUGACCAGCCGCCCCAGCAAGCUGGCCGGUCUGGAGGCUGGUGUCUUCCACCGAGUGGCCAAUAUCGUGGGCUUCCUCGCUAAGGAAAGGGAAAGGUACUUUUCCACGUUCUUCCGAGAUGAGCGCGUCUCCAGAGAGGCCUUUGCAUACGUGCGGGACAGUCAGGUUCUGUACACGCUGUGCUACAACCCCUCUUACUGCUGGAUCACAUGCACGGCCCUGAAGCCCUGCUUCACCGCCCAGGCAGGGAAACCACAGCCUGUCCCCAAAACAGUGACCCAGCUCUUUGUGAGCUACGUCACCCAUAUUAUGGCCAAUCACACCCAGGAGCGGCCUGAGACCCGGAGCAUGCGAGAUACACUGACACGCCUGGGCUGGCCGGCCGAAUAUGGCAUCAAAAACCACAUUCUUGUCUUUGAUCUGAAGUAUUUACAGGAUUUCAAAGUGGAGUUUUCUCCAUUCCUCACCGGCUUCUUGGUGGAGAACCCUCCAACUGAUAACUCUUCCCAGGUGACCUAUUCCUUCCUUCACCUCACCAUCCAGGAGUUCUUUGCUGCCCUUGUGCAUUACCUGGAUUACAAGGAGGACAGGUUCAGAGACACAAUGGCUAAAGCCAGGACCUGUAAAGAAGGUGACUAUGAGAUCUUCUCUCGCUUCCUGGCUGGGCUCUCCCAUCCUGCCACCCGGAUGCCCCUGGAGAAAUACACGGGGAAGUUCUCUGCAGAGGCCUCUCGACAAGUUAUUGGGUGGCUCAGCGAAAUGAACUAUGAGGAGCUGGAGAGCAGAGACGAGCCCAAAGGGAAGAGGAGGCUGAUGAAUGUUUUCAAUUUGCUGUUUGAAUCCCGGAACAGCCAACUGGUGCGUGACGUGGUGGGCAAAGACCCCCAGCUGGACUUCUCAGACUUGUACCUCAUGCCGGUGGAUUGCACCGUCCUCGCUUACGUGCUGAAAUGCUGUGAAGAAAUAGGGCGCCUCGUCCUAGAGUCCUGCUUCAUCCAGAACGAGGGCCUGGAGAGACUCAGCCCGGAGCUGCACAAAGUCCGAGAACUGAGCCUCUCAGACAACCAUUUGAAGGAUGUUGCAAUGAAGAAUAUUUGCUCUGUACUGAAGCAUCCAAACUGCAGGCUGGAAGACCUGAGAGUCUUUUCCUGUUUCUGCCUUGUUCUGCUUCUGAGGCUUCCACCCUCGCUCCACACUAACCUGUUCACAGAAGCAUGCUGUAAAGACCUGGCCUCUGCUCUCAAGGAGAACUUGACCCUCUUCAGUCUUGAUCUGACCAAAAACAAAGUGCGGAACGCUGGCCUUUCUGCCCUGCUAGAGGCACUUGAGGCCCCACAAUGCAAGAUUCAGAAAUUAGUCCUCCAGGAAAAUGGCUUAUCAGAUGAAUCCUGCGAGAGACUGUGCUCUGCUCUCUCCCAUAACUCCACCCUCCAGCAUCUGAACCUGAGUGCCAAUGUUUUCACCGAUCAGUGCGCUGAGUACAUGCAUCUCCUCAUCCUGACCAGCCCCUGCCUCACCGACAUCAGACUGAGUUUGAAUGACUUCUCUCCAAAGGUGGAAGGGCAGCUGAGAAAGCUGCAAAGUGAAAAUCUGAAGAUUCAUAUUUAAAUAACUCUUUAACUGGAUGCACUGCGGUGCACUCCCAGCUUGUGAAAACAGACCUUGAAUCUGGGAACUGCAGCUGUCUGAAUACACUGCCUAGUUUAACAUCCACUGAGAUGAUACAUUGUGGGAGUAAUAAAAUCAGGACUCAGCUGCACUCAUGAAAUGCAUGGAAAUAACUUCCCGGAAACCCUGCCAAGCUUCGUCCCCAGCAGUGGUACAAUGGCUGCUCCUUUCUAGCCUUUUAGUUACUUUAUCUUUUUUUUCUCACAAACAAGAUUACUCUGCAGUUUCCUACACAGUUCUACUUAUGCUUAUAUAUUAUCAGAACAGACCCUUAACAUUUACAGCAGGCUUCUCUAAAUAUGCCUGCAUUCCCAACAUAGUGUUUGCAUCCAUUCCAAAACACUGUCGUGACGGAAACUUCAGAUUUGUACUGUUGUGUGAUAUGGAAAGUAGCGCAAAAAGAGUUGCCACAAAUGGAGUGUGAUGCUGUGUAUAAAGCAAGGUGAUCAUUUAUAUCACUGAUGUUAUCACUGUUAUACGGUUUCAGUAAAUCUUU
This is a messenger RNA of Pelodiscus sinensis (Chinese soft-shelled turtle), 3396 nucleotides long. The record is from RefSeq and is a predicted model, not a curated record. NCBI's taxonomy places the organism in Eukaryota, Metazoa, Chordata, Testudines, Trionychidae.